This is a messenger RNA of Emiliania huxleyi CCMP1516, 258 nucleotides long. RefSeq lists its product as hypothetical. The transcript has 2 exons. Bases 1 to 258 code for a protein of 85 amino acids. Lineage: Eukaryota; Haptophyta; Isochrysidales; Noelaerhabdaceae. The record is from RefSeq and is a predicted model, not a curated record.
AUGAUGACCGCCCCCCAGGGAGCCUCGUCAUCCGCCGACAUCACAAUCCAGGAGGUGUACGAGUUCCUCUCCGACCUGCCCGGCCAGGAGACGCCGCGCGGAGCAUGCGCAACCGCAGCCCUGAGCCGCAAUUCGUCCAUGGACUCGGUGCACGCGUCGCUCGUCGCCCAGGCUGCGGCACAGCAGCUGAGCGGCGGAGUUGGUGCAUCGCCUAUGAUCGUACCCGUCUCGGGGCCAGCUGCGCGGGCAGCCCCGUAG